This is a messenger RNA of Nicotiana tabacum (common tobacco), 672 nucleotides long. RefSeq names its product transcription repressor OFP15-like. NCBI's taxonomy places the organism in Eukaryota, Viridiplantae, Streptophyta, Magnoliopsida, Solanales, Solanaceae. The record is from RefSeq and is a predicted model, not a curated record. Gene Ontology annotation, biological process: negative regulation of DNA-templated transcription.
AUGAAACUCCCUUCUCUCUUUAAAAUUACAGAAAACUCUUCUCUUUCUCCAUUACCAUGGCCAUUGCCACCUUGUAAAAACCCUAAAACUCUCUCUUUUCGAGCUGAAAACCAUAACAUUUUCAGUGAAUAUUAUGGUUAUUCAGAGUUUUCCAACGAUGUUGAUAACAUAGAGACAGUGAUUGAAGGCCUAAAAACAGAAAAAAAGAGGCUGUUUUUUGAGCCAGGGAAAACUAGUUCUAUUCUUGAAGAGGCAAAAAAUAGUAAUGGUUUUGAGUUUCUUCCAUUUAAGGAGUCAUGUGUGGUGAUGACAAUGGAUUCAAUGGACCCUUUUUUGGAUUUCAAGAAAUCAAUGGAAGAAAUGGUAGAAGCAAAUCAUGAGAUUAAAGAUUGUGAAAAAUGUCUUGAAGAGCUUUUGACUGCUUAUUUGAAGGUUAAUGAGAAAAGUAAUCAUAGAUAUAUUAUUAAUGCAUUUUUUGAUUUGUUGAUUAGCCUUUCUAUUAGUAAAAAUUGUGUGGCUUCUUCUCUAAUUUCAACUAGCCAUUCUUUUACUUCUCCAUUGUCAUUUUGUUCUUCUAGUUUUUCUACUAGUCCUUGUUUGUCUUUGUUAGAAGCUGAGGAUGAGAUUAUUGUGAAAAAUGUUGAUAGUGUAAUUUCAUCUUCAGAUGUUUGA